Messenger RNA from Knipowitschia caucasica, 1575 nucleotides. The record is from the annotation of a GenBank genome assembly. Lineage: Eukaryota; Metazoa; Chordata; Actinopteri; Gobiiformes; Gobiidae.
AUGUCAGACUGUGGGGGUCAUAUCAGACUGUGGGGGUCAUGUCAGACUGUGGGGGUCAUAUCAGACUGUGGGGGUCAUGUCAGACUGUGGGGGUCAUGUCAGACUGUGGGGGUCAUAUCAGACUGUGGGGGUCAUAUCAGACUGUGGGGGUCAUGUCAGACUGUGGGGGUCAUGUCAGACUGUGGGGGUCAUGUCAGAUUGUGGGGGUCAUGUCAGACUGUGGGGGUCAUAUCAGACUGUGGGGGUCAUAUCAGACUGUGGGGGUCAUGUCAGACUGUGGGGGUCAUAUCAGACUGUGGGGGUCAUGUCAGACUGUGGGGGUCAUGUCAGAUUGUGGGGGUCAUGUCAGACUGUGGGGGUCAUAUCAGACUGUGGGGGUCAUCUCAGACUGUGGGGGUCAUGUCAGACUGUGGGGGUCAUGUCAGACUGUGGGGGUCAUGUCAGACUGUGGGGGUCAUGUCAGACUGUGGGGGUCAUAUCAGACUGUGGGGGUCAUGUCAGACUGUGGGGGUCAUAUCAGACCGUGGGGGUCAUAUCAGACCGUGGGGGUCAUAUCAGACCGUGGGGGUCAUAUCAGACCGUGGGGGUCAUGUCAGACUGUGGGGGUCAUGUCAGACUGUGGGGGUCAUAUCAGACUGUGGGGGUCAUGUCAGACUGUGGGGGUCAUAUCAGACUGUGGGGGUCAUAUCAGACUGUGGGGGUCAUGUCAGACUGUGGGGGUCAUAUCAGACUGUGGGAGUCAUGUCAGACUGUGGGGGUCAUGUCAGAUUGUGGGGUUCAUGUCAGACUGUGGGGGUCAUAUCAGACUGUGGGGGUCAUAUCAGACUGUGGGGGUCAUGUCAGACUGUGGGGGUCAUGUCAGACUGUGGGGGUUAUGUCAGACUGUGGGGGUCAUGUCAGACUGCGGGGGUCAUAUCAGACUGUGGGGGUCAUGUCAGACUGUGGGGGUCAUAUCAGACUGUGGGGGUCAUGUCAGACUGUGGGGGUCAUAUCAGACUGUGGGGGUCAUGUCAGACUGUGGGGGUCAUAUCAGACUGUGGGGGUCAUAUCAGACUGUGGGGGUCAUGUCAGACUGUGGGGGUCAUAUCAGACUGUGGGAGUCAUGUCAGACUGUGGGGGUCAUGUCAGAUUGUGGGGUUCAUGUCAGACUGUGGGGGUCAUAUCAGACUGUGGGGGUCAUAUCAGACUGUGGGGGUCAUGUCAGACUGUGGGGGUCAUGUCAGACUGUGGGGGUUAUGUCAGACUGUGGGGGUCAUGUCAGACUGCGGGGGUCAUAUCAGACUGUGGGGGUCAUGUCAGACUGUGGGGGUCAUAUCAGACUGUGGGGGUCAUGUCAGACUGUGGGGGUCAUGUCAGACUGUGGGGGUCAUGUCAGACUGUGGGGGUCAUAUCAGACUGUGGGGGUCAUAUCAGACUGUGGGGGUCAUAUCAGACUGCGGGGGUCAUGUCAGUCAGACUGCGGGGGUCAUGUCAGACUGCGGGGGUCAUAUCAGACUGCGGGGGUCAUGUCAGACUGUGGGGGUCAUAUCAGACUGCGGGGGGGGGGGGGGGGGUGUUCUUUCUAUUUUUGAAUGA